GCGAAAGCUAAAAGACGUAAAACGGAAAAUUGAGAAUAUAUAAUUAUAAAACGGAAAUUUAUUAAAUCAAAGAAAAAAAAUUAAAGUGAUUUUAAAAAAAUUGAAAAUAAAUUGGACAUGCUUUUGGCAAAACAAAAAAUUUGGCAAUUAACUAAAAAUACACAGAGAACUUAAAGUUUAAAGUUAUAAAAAAAAUUAAGUGAUUUUUAAAUAUAAAAUUUUGUUUUAACAAAAUAAGAAAGCAUAAUGCUUAGUAAACAACUGAUAACAUUUGCCAGCACUUUGUUGUGGGCUCUUAUAGCGGCUAAACCCACUAAACCAGCAGCUUUAAUAACAGCCCACCCUUAUGCUGUAAGCCCGGCAACUUUAAACGCCAAUGAACUCGCCUAUUGGGAGCAUUUAAAUAAAACUUGUCUAACGCGCGACUGCGACGAGCACGUGAAUGUCAAACACUUGCAACAUAUAGCCACACAUAUGAAUCGUGCCAUUAACCCCUGUGAGAAUUUUCAUGCUUACGCCUGCAGCAACUGGCAGCAGCAACAUCCCGAUCAACAGACUGUUAUGGCUAUGGGAGAGCAACAAUUAAAUGAUAAAUUUGAGCAAAUAUUUACAACUGCUGAUGUCAAACUGAGAGGAGAUUUGAUUAAGCAUAAAAUGCAGCAAUAUCUAGAGGUGUGUCUGCAGAGUGAGAGUAAAGAGAAAGCUUCUUGGAGGCAGUAUAUUAUUACUCUAAGAGAAAUGGGUUAUCUGCAGUUUAACAAUCAAAGCAAUUGGCUGCAAACAUUAAGAGAGCUUAAUCUCUUCUCCAAUAGCCGUUUCUUUAUCUCUUUACAAAUAGAGCGUUUUAAUGCCACACGUUAUAUGCUAAGCAUAGAUCCUCAUAAUCUAAUGGAAAGAGUAAAAUUCUCUCAAGAAAUUUAUGAUAUUUUACAAAUCUAUAGCAAUGACUCGUUUGCUAAAUUGGAGAUGGAUUUCCGUAAUUUAGAGUUGGAUUUGGAAAAUAUAUUAAAAACUUCCUGUCUCAAUGCCAUAGUAGAUGAAAACAAUGAGUGUGAUUUAACCGAAUGGCUGAGUUAUAAAGAGUUAGUACAAACUAAUACUACCAGCAUUAAUUGGGAAUAUCUUUUAGCUGACUUUACGCUAGAACCUUCGGAUCAAAUAUUUGUUAAUGAUUUGUUAAAUAUAGAGAAAAUUAAAACUUAUCUUGAUAAUAGCUCACAAAAGACUUUAUUCUUAUAUGCCCUAACACGUUUCAUCAAUUAUUUACAAUCUCACACACACAAUAUCAUAGACAAGGGUUCUGAUCAUGCCUCCUGUUUAAGGCAUAUGCGUAAACAUUUUCCCUUAGCCAUGAAUUAUCUCUAUGAGCAGGUUUAUUAUGCUCCCACUAGAACACAAAGUGAUGAAGUUAUUAUGCAAGUAUACACUCAAUUAAAAGAGCAAUUUUCUCUUAUCUUAGAUCGUAAUGAAAUGCAACUUAGUUCGGAUAGCAUACAGUAUUUAAAGAAAAAAUUAAAGUAUUUAGCCUUAAAUAUAGGCAAUCUGCCCAAGAAUGCCUCCGGCCAUUUUUAUUUGGAAUAUAUAGCCGAUUUAAAUGUUACACAAAAUUUUUAUGUUAACCAUUUAAUGUCUUUAAAGCAUUUCUUUCAACAUCAACGUUUAUUGGCUUCACCUUCUAAGUUUGAUUCCUUUUGGUUUACUUUUAAUCUUCAUAUGCCCAAUUUCCUAGACAAUUUAGAUUCUACUCCCUAUUACUUCAGUACCGCUAAUUUUAUUAUUUUACCCUUUGCCUAUCUACAGCUACCUUUCUAUGAUCAUCGUUUCUGGCCCUCUCUGCUAUUUGGUGAUCUUGCCAAUACCUUGGGUCAUGAGCUAAUUCAUGCUUUUGAUUCUAAAUUUCUCGAAAAUGACUAUGCUGGUAAUUAUAAUGAUAUAGAUUCCCUAGCCAUAAUAAAUAAUAAAAAUUUCCAACACAACAUUGCCUGUCUUAGUAAACAGCCCACUAAAUAUUUAACCGAGCGCAUAGCUGAUAUAAGUGGCACUCAUUUGGCUUUGAGAACUUUCAUUAAAGAUCCUCUCUUUCUUAAACACAAUGGUAAAUUGUUUUUCCUACAAUUUGCUCAAUUCUUUUGUGGUUCUUCGCAGCAAGAAACAUUUGCCCUAACAGAUGAUUCUCAUGAUUUAGAUAGUUUAAGGCUGAAUUAUACGCUCUCGCAUAUGCCCGAAUUUGCUGAGGUAUUUCAGUGUCCCUUAGGUAGUCCCAUGAAUCCUGUGGAAAAGUGUAAAUUGUGGUGAAACGUUUUAUUUUAAAUCUUAUAGUUUAGUUUAAUUUUAGCCAAAAACUUACUGUAUUUUCUUUGUACUUAUUAUGGUACUAUUUAUGUAAAUUUAUUUAAUUAAAAAAAAACAAAUUGUACUUAUAAAUAGUAA
Lucilia sericata (common green bottle fly) is the source of this 2430-nucleotide messenger RNA. RefSeq names its product neprilysin-1. Gene Ontology annotation, biological process: protein processing. NCBI's taxonomy places the organism in Eukaryota, Metazoa, Arthropoda, Insecta, Diptera, Calliphoridae. The record is from RefSeq and is a predicted model, not a curated record. Gene Ontology annotation, molecular function: metalloendopeptidase activity. Bases 247 to 2295 code for a protein of 682 amino acids. The transcript has a single exon. Gene Ontology annotation, cellular component: plasma membrane.